Cuscuta campestris is the source of this 1429-nucleotide messenger RNA. NCBI's taxonomy places the organism in Eukaryota, Viridiplantae, Streptophyta, Magnoliopsida, Solanales, Convolvulaceae. The record is from the annotation of a GenBank genome assembly.
CAAGAUCCAUUUGGAGAGAGAGAGAGAGACUUCGCCAGCCUUCCAUCUCGAUUUCGUUCCCAUCGAUCGGAGUCCAGAGCUCGUGCUCUCCGGCGCGUUCAUCACCGGCGACCGGCGCCCUCCAUCUUUCUUCAGCCAACCCAAAGUCCCAAAUCCCAAUUGGGGAAGAAGAGAAUCAGGGGCGGAAGACCAUGAAGAAGCAGAAGCCUUCCGCCGUCGUCGAAGCUCCGACUAUUUCUUCAACAGGGGCGGCGGACCUGAAAGCCCUUAUCCGGGAGAAUCGCAUCUUCUUUGACAAUCUAGUGAACCUGAUCCCACCCAAAUUCUACCUCCCAACCGAGGAGGACUCCAAGCCAUGGUACCAAGGUUUGUCGAAAUCCAAAAAGGCAUCGUUGAAACGACAGACCAGGGAGAACCUCAAACGUGCUCGUCGCAAUCGACUCGAUCCGGAAAAGAAGAUUGCUCAAUCCUCAACUCUCGGCCUCCUUAAAGAGUCCAUAGACAAGACGAAACUUGAGGAUGAUUCAGGCAACGAAAAACCUUUGAAUUUUGGCGAAGGUGAUAAUAAGGAAAAUGGAGACGGUUCUUCUGUCACAUAUGAAGUGUUGCGGCAGAGGCUCCGCAUGAAAAUCGAGGCCCUUCGUGGUAACAGAGGGUCAGGUCAGAAAUUUGAGAGGAAAGCGUUUGCUGAUGAUGGGGAUUUUGGGGAGUCAAAUAGGAAGAAGCGAAAGAGGGAUGAGGACGGAGGGGAAAAUAGUGAAAAGAACAGCAGCAUUGGAGUUGAUUCUGGAAAUCUUCCUAGUGACAUUGAAUUUGGGAAAGUUAAGAUUGGGGACGAUGAGAAAGAGGGAAAGAAGAAGAAGAAGCUCUCGAAAGAGAAAGAGCUGGAUAGGUUGAAGAGAUUGGAAGAGUUGAAGAAGGAGAAACCAAAUGUAGCAGAAAAACAGUCUUGGAAAGCUGCAGCUGAUAGGGCCAUGGGGGUGAAGGUCCACGACGAUCCAAGGCUUUUGAAAGAGAGUAUGAAGAAGGAGAAGAAGAGAAAAGAGAAGAGCUCUGAGAAAUGGAAGGAAAGGGUUGAAACUAGAGAUAAAUUCAAGGAAGAGAGACAACAGAAGAGGCGGGAGAACAUUUCAGGGCGAAUCCAUGAUAAGAAAAUGAGGAAAAUUGCUAAAAGGGAGAAGAAGCUUAUGAGGCCUGGAUUUGAGGGGCGAAAGCAGGAAUUUAUCACUGAGAAUUGAAGUCAAUGUCCUUAUUUAACAUGUCUUAUGAUGCCAUAGUUUCUUGUUUUAUUUUGGAUAUGAAAUGUGCUUGUGUUAGUAUACUUUGUUAUGCAAUUUGGUUUUUCAUAUUUGCGUGGAUGCUACUUCAUGCUACUUUGGUGGAGCAAAAAUAUGAUAGUUGGUGCAAAAGACUCGAAUUUUAUAUCUUG